GCGUUGCUAUUGGCUGAGCGCGAAAUUUCAAACGUAGUAGGAACAGUAGCGCGUCAGAGAGAAACAAACCUAACGAUGCAAGUUAUCGAGAGUAAUUGAUUUAUAAAUCAAUCAGUCUGGUAGAUUGGUCGGAAAGCGGCCACCAAUUGAAAUUUGAAAGUUUUUUUUUUUUAACUAAAUGCAAAAUGGAUAUUCCCACAUAUUUACAGCGUUUCAAAGACCGUAUGAGCACGUAUACGGGAGACGACCCACUGGAGCCAUGGGACGGCUUUGUGGAGUAUCUGGAGCAAAGGUUUCCUGCAGGCGGCUGCGGAGGGAUGUCGCUGGUGUUUGACAGUCUUGUGGAGAGCUUUCUGAACGUCAAGCGCUACGCAAAUGACAUUAGAUAUGUGAACUACUGCAUCAAAUGUGCGAGUUAUUAUCCAGACCCCAGUGAGCUGUACCGCUACGUUUACAGUAAGGGCAUUGGCACCAGGACCGCUGCCCUCUAUGUGGCCUGGGCCCAGCACUUUGAGCAGAGGGGAAUGAUCGAACAGGCCGACGCCGUGUACCAGCAAGCAAUGGAGAACCAGGCACAGCCUGCCGAAGCGGUUCUCAACGAACACAGGCAGUUUCUAAGAAGAACAGGAAGCCAUGCUCCGGGAUCAGCAGGGAGUCGAAACCCUUUGCAAAACUCCCACUUAACCAAUCAGAUGUCCUCUGAAGCAGAGCCUGGAGCUCCACACAAGGCCUCUGUGGAUUGUCCAUCCAAACCACCUGCACAGAAAACCACCAUAAUAGUGUCUCGCUCUGAGACGUCGGGGACGAUCCCCUCCAGCCAAGGCUCCAGCGUUCGGAUGGUGCCGGCGUACACACAGGAAGUACUUGUUUGCGAAGGAUCUGAAUUAUGUUUCGAGGAGGUGCGAGCAGAAAACUACCUGCGUAAGAUCCGGGAGAAGAAGGAAAAGGAGCGUAUAGAAAUGGGGGAGAAGAUGAGGAGGGAAGAGGAAGAGAACAUCCUGAAGAUGACGUGUGAACUGGAGGAAGUGAACCAGAACCUGGAGGUCUUUGGAGCUUUGAGCAGCCAGCCUUCAUCACAGAGGCUGUCUGCAGCGGAAACGGCCACCAGUCUGAACCCCAAUCCUACCCAGCAGCCCGUUGGCCGUCCCCGACCCUCAAACCGUCUGAGCAACAGGCGCUCUCUCGGCUUGAGAUUACACAGCGAGCCGCCCUUCAUCCAUGACUGCGCCGCUGACCCGCUUCGGCAGCAGCACAGCACCGCAGCUGCUGACACUAGUGUUGACUUACCACCUCCGGCGUCUGUCGCUUCAGCGUCUGUCGCUCUGGCGUCUGUCCCUUCAGCGUCUGUUGCUUCAGCGUGGACGGUUUGGCCCCGGUCAGCCCAGCUGCCUGUCGGCUUCGAGCAGACAGACCCGUUGCUCCACAGAUCAGUCCUGGCUGAAAGGAGCGUUCACUUACCCCCUCCAGCGUCCACAGACCCGGCAUCUGUUGCCAGAAACGCUGGCGCUCUCCGCCAGGACGGUUGGGUUCAACCCGGCAGCUCGCAGAACUGUCCCCCCCAGGAGCGCCCCCCCACGCAGCAUGAUGUCAGUCACCCGCCGGCGCUCGAGGACAAACUGAAUCUGUCCCAGGGAAGCACCGCUAACUUGUCUCACUUGACUCCCAACACUUCACUGGGUUUUGUUCAGGCCACCCCAUCCAGGGUGCUGCCGUCACCCACUGUCAACACCCGGGAGGCACUGGAUGUGAUCAUGGACAUGUUCCAGGCUCCGACUUUCCAAGAGGACCCGUCGGCGCUCGGCGCCGCCGAGAACCUGUUUGACCCCGGCUACACAACAACCGGCGACGUCUCGUCCUUCACGAAGCCCGCGGCACCGUUCACCGUCUUCCAGGACGACACCGACAAAGAAAACUGCAGUGCUGCCUCUCGCUGUCAAGUCGAGAAGUCUAAACCACUCAGAGCACUGGCAGAAAUCGCCGUGUCCGGCAAACCCAAUGACACUCCAGACCUGAUGUCUGACGAGAGCACCAUGUGGGGCGAGCGCUACAACUCGCUGGCCGCAUGCCCAAACAGCACCAAGGACUUCGCCAUGUUGGCUCAGUUUGUCUCCACUCCGUCAGCGCAAAAGACGCCUUUCGGCGGCAACUUUUUCGAGGAAGAUGAGAACAAUUGCGAUGGCAAAGAAGACGCUGAUGAAGAUGCGUUUAUGAGACGUCAGCCAAAGAAACUCAGCCCAAUCAUUGAGACAAGUCCGUCUAACGAAACAGGCUUCAGUCAGCUGGCGCCCUCCUCCGCAGGGCUCGGCACCAUUGUGGGCGAAGGGCUCGCCACCGCCCCUCACUGCCUGACCACUUCCUCUUGCACCACCAUGGUGCAGCCCCCUCCUCCGGCCGUGCUGUCCUUCCAAGACCAGACCCUUUGUCCACCCAACUCCACAGACUCCUCCUGCGUGUCCAGGACCGCAGCCCCCAGCUGGGCGGUUUACACCAGCCCUGAGCAGCCUCUCAAACAGCCCCCGGAGAGUUCAACCAGACCUGACGGCGAAGCUUUUACCAUCAUGGAGGAGUUAGACAAACUGCCCAGUCCAGAGCGGCUCCAGAAACCAGUCUGUGACGUCCCCAUGAGCCCAGAGUGCGCUCUCAAAGCGGACUGGACGCUCAUCCGAAGCCCCGAGCGCACAGUGGAGCCAGACCUGGACGCCUUCCUGAGUCCCUGUCCACCCGGUGUCCGAGAUAUUCCCAUGAGUCCGCAGCAGCCGCAGCUCUGUGCUGACGUGCCCAUGAGCCCGGCGCAGCUCGGUGCCGAGGACGAACCCAUGAUGAGUCUGGAGAUGCUGAGGUCGAGCACCGACGUGUCGAUGAAUGCCAGGGCGGCAGCGGUCCGGCUGGUGUCGGACCCCUGGGCCAAUGAGGUCAUCGCACGUCUUCUGUCAUCGCUGACCACGCCACUAACCUCGCACCCCUCCUGCACCAGCUGGCAGUGCAACUUGCCCAACAUCAGCCCUAAGACCAUCAUCAGCAUGGGAAAAGCGUCCCUGCGCGUUGACUGUGUCCUGGGAGAAGGGGCUUUUGCAACAGUCUACCAGGGUACCGACCUCCAGACCUCAGAGAGGGUGAUGCUGAAGGUUCAGAAGCCGGCCAAUCCCUGGGAGUUUUACAUCAACACGCAGCUGGACGAGCGCCUGCGGCCCGCCGUGCGCCACCUUUACAGCAGCAUCCGCUCCGCUCACCUUUUCCAUAACGGCAGCGUGCUGCUCGGCGAGCUUCACAACUACGGCACCCUGCUGAACGCAGUGAACGUCUAUAAAACCCAGAGUGACAAGGUGAUGCCUCAGCCUCUCGUCAUGUACUUCACCGUCUGCAUCCUGCACAUGGUGGAGCAGCUGCACGCCGCCCGCAUCAUCCACGCCGACGUCAAACCGGACAACUUCCUGCUGGGAGAGAGGUUCUUGGAGAACAAGUGUUUUGAGCCGGAGAACCUGGACCACGGCCUCGCCCUCAUCGACCUCGGCCAGAGCAUCGACAUGGAGCUUUUCCCAGAAGGCACUGCUUUCACCGCCAGGUGUUUGACGUCGGGCUUCCAGUGCACGGAGAUGCUCAGCGGGAGACCCUGGAACUAUCAGACGGAUUACUUUGGAAUCGCGGGGACGGUCCACUGCAUGCUGUUUGGGACGUACAUGCAGGUCACGAAUGAAGGUGGCGUGUGGGUGACAAACGGUGUAUUUAGAAGGAACCCCCACAGCGACCUGUGGCAGGAGUUCUUCCACACGCUGCUCAAUGUGCCGGACUGCAGCUCCCGGCCGGACCUCGGGAGCCUGCGCAGCGGACUGGCCGAGGUGCUGCGGCAGAACUACAGCAGCCGGCUCCCGACGCUCAAGAGCCGGCUGACGGUCCUGCUGCUGGAGAGCCGCAAGGCGGCGGCCCGCAGAUGACACGCGUCUCCUCCAUCACUCGGGGUAAAGCUUAAGCUUUUAAAGCUGCGGUGAAGUGUCCUCGGAGGAGACAUUUCAGCAUCGGAAUUUGUACAAUUUUCUUUCUUUUUUUUUUUUGCUUUUGUCUUGUUAGAUUUGUAUUUUUAUUGAAAAAUAAAAGUUGUG
This is a messenger RNA of Etheostoma cragini (Arkansas darter), 4097 nucleotides long. RefSeq names its product mitotic checkpoint serine/threonine-protein kinase BUB1-like. NCBI's taxonomy places the organism in Eukaryota, Metazoa, Chordata, Actinopteri, Perciformes, Percidae. Gene Ontology annotation, molecular function: ATP binding; protein kinase activity. The record is from RefSeq and is a predicted model, not a curated record. The transcript is spliced from 24 exons. Bases 186 to 3932 code for a protein of 1248 amino acids. Gene Ontology annotation, biological process: protein phosphorylation; meiotic sister chromatid cohesion, centromeric; mitotic spindle assembly checkpoint signaling.